Eruca vesicaria subsp. sativa (arugula) is the source of this 895-nucleotide messenger RNA. NCBI's taxonomy places the organism in Eukaryota, Viridiplantae, Streptophyta, Magnoliopsida, Brassicales, Brassicaceae. The record is from the annotation of a GenBank genome assembly.
GUUUGAAGCAAAAACGGCCAAGUGAAAAUGGAUUUUGGAUAAGCAGAGUAGGGACGAAGAAGAAGAAGAGGACAAGAGAUGAUGACGACACCAGGGGGAAACGGGAGAUUCAAGGCGUUACCGACGGCGAUGUACGCGGGAUACUCAGGAACGGCGUCGUCUUGGGUAGCGAAGACAUCGGUAUCAGCGUCAGGGAAGAGGAUACAGAGAGAGAUGGCUGAGCUAAACGUGGAUCCGCCUCCUGAGUGUUCAGCUGGUCCCAAAGGAGAUAAUCUGUACCAUUGGAUCGCCACCAUCAUUGGUCCCUCUGGGACUCCUUAUGAAGGAGGGAUCUUUUUUCUUGAUAUGAUUUUUCCGUCUGAUUAUCCUUUUAAACCACCAAAGGUGGUGUUCAAGACUCGGAUCUACCAUUGCAAUGUCGAUACUUCAGGGAAUCUGAGUGUGGAGAUUCUAAGAGAUAGUUGGAGUCCGGCUCUUACAAUCACAAAAGUCUUGCAAGCCAUUAGAUCCAUCUUUUUAAAACCUGAGACAUACAAUCCAGCUUUACCAGUGAUUGCACGGCUCUACCUGUCAGAUAGAGAAAAGCAUGAGGAGGUAGCAAAAGAGUGGACAUUGCGAUUUGCCAAGUGAACAAAGAUUUGAGAGACUUUUUAAUACGAGGAAAGACAAAAAAGAGAGAUAUUAUUGUACGUACACCUUGUUAUUUUGAUGAAUGAUCCCAAUCAAGGCAUCCACACCAAAGUGGAACAACAAUGUUAGAUGACCAAAGAAAUAUUGUUUGCACUGAGAAUAGUUAACAAUGUCAGGGUAGGACCUAUCCUCAUCAAUAACUAUAAUUCCAAUCUUGUGUCAAAAACUUUUUAUUUUGAGAACCAAAGACUAUAUGGUUUCGAAC